Prorocentrum cordatum is the source of this 2199-nucleotide messenger RNA. The record is from the annotation of a GenBank genome assembly. Lineage: Eukaryota; Dinophyceae; Prorocentrales; Prorocentraceae.
AUGCCCGACCUCAUGAUGGGGCCGCUGAGGUUCACAGAGGCGCCCAUGAAGGCUCACCUGGUGGUCGGGUUUCAGUGUUGCUGCUCCCCCCCUCGCCUUCACGCGGCGGCCCUGGGCGCUCCGGAGCAGAUGAACGCCAUGGGCAUCAACCAGGGCACCUCUGGCAAUGCGAGCUGCCGCGUGCCCGGGGGCUUCCUCGUGACGGCCUCGGGCGUCCCGUACGACAAGAUGACCACGGAACACAUCGUGUUCGUGAGCCUCGAGCCUGGCUACUACGGGAGCUUUCUGCCUUCGAGCGAAUGGCGCAUGCAUUUCGACAUCUACCAGCGCGUGCCCGAGGCGCAGGCGGUGGUCCACGCACACCCGACCUAUUGCACGGCGCUCUCGUGUCAGAGGCGGGACAUCCCAGCGUUCCACUACAUGGUGGCGGCUGCCGGCGGCAAGGAGAUCAAGUGCUCCAGGUACGCCACGUUCGGCACCCAGGAGCUGUCCGACAGCAUGCUGGAGGCGCUGGGGUCGCGCCGCAGCUGCCUGCUCGGCAACCACGGCAUGAUCUGCCACGGCGCGAGCCUCCGGAAGGCGCUGUGGCUCGCCAACGAGACGGAGUGCUUGGCGCGCCAGUACAUGAGCGCCCUCUCCACCGGCGUCAGCCCCGCGAUCCUCUCCGACGAGGAGAUGGACGUGAUCCUCGCCAAGUUCAAGAGCUACGGGAAGCAGCCCGACGCGGUCGCGCUGUUGAGCGACUUCGAGAGGAGGCAUGCUAUCGAUACUCCGCGGCGCCGCGACGCGGACGGCGGCGCCCCCGGCGCCGUGGAGCACAUAGAGCUUCGGCAGCAGGUGAUCGAAACUUGCCUUCAGAUGAACAGGAUGGGCAUCAACCAGGGCACGUCUGGCAACGUGAGCUGCCGCGUCCCUGGCGGCUUCCUCGUGACGGCGUCCGGCAUCCCGUACGAGGACAUGAGGCCAGAGCAAGUCGUCUACGUGAGCAUGGACGGGUGCUACUCCGGAGAGUUCGCGCCCUCAAGCGAGUGGCGCAUGCACUUCGACAUCUAUAAGCGGGUUCCCGAGGCCAUGGCUGCGGUGCACGCGCACCCCACCUACUGCACGGCGCUGUCGUGCCAGAGGCAAGACAUCCCGGCGUUCCACUACAUGGUGGCGGCUGCAGGCGGGAAGGCCAUCGAAUGCGCCAAGUACGAGACGUUCGGCACGCAGGAGCUGUCCGAGUCGAUGCUGUCGGCGCUGGGCUCGCAGCGCAGCUGCCUGUUGGCCAACCACGGUAUGAUCUGCUACGGCCCGAGCCUCGAAAAGGCGCUGUGGCUUGCCAACGAGACGGAGUGCCUAGCGCGGCAGUACGUCACUGUCCUCUCCACCGGGUCCCGGCCUGAGGUGCUUCCGGACGCCGAGAUGGACAUGAUGCUUGCCAAGUUCAAGACAUACGGCAAGCAGCCGAAGGAGCUGGAGAAGCUCUCGGCCUUUGAGCGCAGGCACGCCGUGACGGCGCCCCGCUUCUGCGGCGCCUUCUGCUGCGACCCGUGCGCCGAGGGCGGCGUCCCGGUCGCCGCGCUGCGGCGCGGGCUGGAGACGGAGUGCAGCACCCUGCGUUCCGAGCUCGCGGCCGAGCUGGACUCCAUCUCGAGCAGCGUGCGGGGCAUGCAGCGGGAGCUGCAGGCCGAGUUGGACUCCAUCUCGAGCAGCAUGCGGGGCAUGCAGCGGGAGUUGCAGGCCUGCCUGGACGGGCGCGCCGCGGCCGACGCCGCCGACCUGCAGGGGCGGCUGGAGCGCGUGGGCCGGGAGCUGCAGCUGGUGUCGGAGGCCGGCCGCGAGCAGGGCCUGCUCGCCGAGGAGCGGGCGGCAGCGGCCGCCGGCGCCGAGCGGCAGCUCGGCGACAGCAGCUUUGAGUUCGAGACCUCCGCAGGCCACGAACCCCAGAACACGGAGACGAACGCCAUCUCCAAUGGCACUCGCGCUGGGCAGACGGGGUCGCCCAACGCGAGCAGCUACACAGAGUCAAUCCCAGGGCGAGACUCUGGAACCCAAAACGCGGAUCAGGCCAGCGGCGCUCCCGUCUUGGGAUCGAGACUGGCCAUCAAUUGCUUCCGCCGCCUGGCUCUCUCCUUCUCCGCCGGGGACUGCUCCGACGGGGCGGGGAGCGGCCCCGGGCACCUCGUGGCCAGGAGCCGGCUCUGCUUUCGGCCGUAG